AUGGAGGGCUUCGAUACCAUGGCCAUGCCGCCCUAUCUGGCCAGCCCGCUCUCUCUCGGCAAUCUGCAGGGCACCGACUAUCUCAAUGCCAUGCCAGGCUUGGAUCUCCCGGAUCAUCGCUCCAACUUUGACUCCGAAACUUUUGUCAGUGACGACCUGGGUUUCACCCAAAAUAGCCUGUCGCACUCAUUAAAGCGCUUCCCCUCGGGCUACGAUGACCCAUUCACCGAUAUGGUAGCGCCAUUCGACCCCGUCCCUCCAGAGCAGCAACAGGAUUCGUCCAUCGAUCACAACAAUAAGCUGUUGAGCUUCUCCAUUCCGGUCUACCACUUCACCUUGCUCGACUACUCCAUGCGCCGCACCUCCCUUUCCGUCUCCGCCCAGCUGCAUGGCAUGUUUUUCUUGGCCGAGUCCCCUUACACCACCUCUCCGUCCGAGAAUGCCCCGCCCCAACAAGGUGCCGAAUUGACGUGUUAUCGUCGCAACCUCUUCCAGAUCACCGGCUCGGUCACCUUACCCCGAGGCAUGCGCUACAUCAUGACCGACCAGGGUGAUCGUAUUCCCAUUCUGGCGCAGGAACUGACCGUCUCCGCGACGGAAUCGGUGGAAGGAAACCCCGUGAAGAUCAUCUCCGUGCCCUGGAAGACCCCCUCCGCCGCCGCAGCCAACUCAGGCGCUGCCAUUGAGGACCCCAACCUGAGUGGUGCAGCCAAGGUGGAGAAGGAACCCCCACCAAUCCCGCUCGAUAUCAUGGCCGGCCAGGACCUAGACACCGACUAUGCCACGUUCCCGAUCGCAUGGAAGCGGUUGCAGUUCCGCGUCGCGACUGCUAAUAACGGACGCCGUAAGGAACUGCAGCAACAUUUCGUCGUGCGGCUCAAGGUGGUGGCGACAUUAUCCACAGGAGCCAAGAUUGCGAUUUCCGAGGUGCAAUCCGGACCCGUCAUCGUUCGUGGCCGCAGUCCACGCAACUUCCAGUCUCGCAAGGAUCUACCUUUGAGCGGCAGUGCCGCCGCAUCCCGCAAGAACCAGGCUAAUUCGGCGGCUGCGCUCAACCGCACCCCGACCAACGAGUCCGUGCCCCGUCGCGCAAGCGUGACCCCGGCAAAGAACAAGGCUCCCUCUGGCACCGUCCAGAGCAGCUCCCCCGAGACCACCUCGGUUCCGCCUCCAUCCAUGAUGCAACAAUCACAAGCCACGGCUGACUGGACUCCCAUCCCGCAAUCCAGCUCCAAUGCCGUCCUAUCCCAUCACCAGCCACUCUUCCCUCACUCGAGUCCAGAGCAACUUUCCCAGGCUGCCGAUCCGCAGCGCCGCGUCAGUAGUACGACGGCUGCAGCGGCGGCGCCGAUUAAUCUGUCCCUGCUGGAUGAAGAAGAUGGCAACCAUGACACCGGUCUUCAGCUGGACCAGAAGAUCAUGCAGCCUUACACCAACGAGAUGCCCCAACAACGAUCUAUAAGCUUGGAUCACUCUGCCCAGCCCCCCGCCAAGAUGCGCAAGAUGUCCCACGGUAUCACGCAGGCCUCAUCUCGAAGUGCUACCUCGUCUCUGCCACUCCUCGAGACUGCCAAUCUUCCUCAGCAAUUCGUCUCGUCUUUACCUUUCCCCAACGAAGGCACCGACUUCCUGUAUGAAUACUUUCCUCUCGGCCUGGAUGACUGGCAAGCCCCCGUUGACGCUGUGUAUCGACCCCACGUUGUUCACCAUACGAAUAUGCCCGAGAUGAAAUUCGUUGCUGGCUCUAGAGGCCGUAGCAAACGCUAUUUUGCCGCCGAGGACGUCUUCUGA
This is a messenger RNA of Penicillium daleae, 1791 nucleotides long. RefSeq names its product NDT80/PhoG-like DNA-binding family protein. The record is from RefSeq and is a predicted model, not a curated record. Gene Ontology annotation, biological process: positive regulation of transcription by RNA polymerase II; meiotic cell cycle. Gene Ontology annotation, molecular function: DNA-binding transcription factor activity; DNA binding. The transcript has 2 exons. Gene Ontology annotation, cellular component: nuclear chromosome. The coding region runs from base 1 to 1791 and encodes 596 amino acids. Lineage: Eukaryota; Fungi; Ascomycota; Eurotiomycetes; Eurotiales; Aspergillaceae.